Messenger RNA from Pteronotus mesoamericanus, 6553 nucleotides. It is a transcript of the gene SLC35F6, whose product is annotated as solute carrier family 35 member F6. Lineage: Eukaryota; Metazoa; Chordata; Mammalia; Chiroptera; Mormoopidae. Gene Ontology annotation, biological process: transmembrane transport. Gene Ontology annotation, cellular component: membrane; intracellular membrane-bounded organelle. The transcript has 6 exons. The record is from RefSeq and is a predicted model, not a curated record. The coding region runs from base 117 to 1232 and encodes 371 amino acids. Gene Ontology annotation, molecular function: transmembrane transporter activity.
CGGACCGGAAGCGCUAGCCAAGCGACCCCCAGGUGACCGAGUCGUGGGCUGUAGUUUCCAGUGAUCGUGGAGGUCGCGGGGGUCCCUGCAACGGCGCGCUCCCCUCCUCCGCCGCCAUGGCCUGGACCAAGUACCAGCUGUUCCUGGCCGGGCUCAUGCUCAUCACCGGCUCCAUCAACACACUCUCAGCAAAGUGGGCGGACAACUUUGUGGCCGAGGGCUGCGGCAGAAGCAAGGCGCACAGCUUCCAGCAUCCCUUCCUCCAGGCCGUGGGCAUGUUCCUGGGGGAGUUCUCCUGCCUGGCUGCCUUCUACCUCCUCCGGUGCAGAGCUGCAAGGCACCCAGAUACUAGCAUGGAUCUCCAGCAGCCCUUCAACCCCUUACUUUUCCUGCCCCCAGCCCUUUGCGACAUGACCGGGACCAGCAUCAUGUACGUGGCCCUGAACAUGACCAGCGCCUCCAGUUUCCAGAUGCUGCGUGGAGCCGUGAUCAUAUUCACAGGCCUGUUCUCGGUGGCCUUCCUGGGGCGGAGGCUGGUGCUGAGCCAGUGGCUGGGCAUCCUCACGACCAUCGCGGGGCUGGUGGUAGUGGGCCUGGCCGACCUCCUGAGCAAGCAUGACGAUCAGCACAAGCUCAGCGAAGUGAUCACAGGGGACCUGUUGAUCAUCAUGGCCCAGGUCAUCGUCGCCAUCCAGAUGGUGCUAGAGGAGAAGUUCGUCUACAAGCACAACGUGCACCCUCUGCGGGCCGUUGGCACUGAGGGCCUCUUUGGCUUCGUGAUCCUGUCCCUGCUGCUGGUACCCAUGUACUACAUCCCUGCCGGUUCCUUUAGUGGAAACCCUCGUGGGACCCUGGAGGAUGCUCUGGACGCCUUCUGCCAGGUGGGCCGGCAGCCGCUCAUCGCCCUGGCGCUGCUGGGCAACAUCAGCAGCAUUGCUUUCUUCAACUUUGCGGGCAUCAGCGUCACCAAGGAGCUGAGUGCCACCACACGCAUGGUGCUGGACAGCCUGCGGACCGUCGUCAUCUGGGCCCUAAGCCUGGCCCUGGGCUGGGAGGCCUUCCACCUGCUGCAGAUCCUCGGCUUCGUCAUCCUCCUGGUGGGCACUGCCCUCUACAACGGGCUGCACCGCCCGCUGCUGAGCCGCCUGUCCCGAGGCCAGCCCGCGGCCGGGGAGGGCGAGCGAGAGAGGCUGCUGGACGCCUCUCGGACUCCCAUCAACGAUGCCAGCUGAGCCUCCUGCGGGCCCGCUGCCACCUGGAUGCACCUUGUUUGCCCUGAGGCUGAGGCCACACAGGCUGGUGAGCCUCAAGUUGCUUGUCCCCAAGGCCUCGCCCUGCCCCUCCCCACACACCCCCGGGACAGCCGCUACCACAGAGGAUGAGGGGCACCCAGGUCCUCCUCUGUCACCACCUCCUGCAAAAAGGUGUUGCCCAGCUGCACAGGCUUGAGUGCAGUGACUGACCACGCCAAGCUCCCCACAACCCGCCAGACCCCUGUGGCGGCACUAGAGCAAAAUCAUGAAGUGGAGUUGCAGGAACUAAUAGCCCUGGAAUUUUCUAAAUCAACCAAAAUUGAUUCUCCAAAAAAAAAGAGGUCAAUGAGCAAAUUCAAAGCAGAGCUAAGUACCGUAUUUUUUUAAAAACCUCUAAGAUAUCCCCUAACCCUGCCUGGAGCCCUAGGCUUUGCUCACGCAGCGUGUGCUCCCCAGCCCAUAACCUCGUCGCUCCGGGCCCUGGUGUCCUGCUCUAAAAGCAUAGCGUCAACGCUGUGGCUUUAGCACCUUCCAUCCCCAGCUGGGCCCAUUCUGUGGGCCUGGGAUUCUGACCAACCCGGGAAGGAAGUAACAGCUUAUUUACUGGCGGUUCGCCUGUGCCGGCAGUGCCACCUCCCCAGGCUUGUUCUGAUGUCCAGUGUCCUUGCUCACGCACCCGCAGGGCCUCCCUUCCUGGAGGAGAUUCCAGGGGAAUCCCCGCAGCCCUUGAUAACAGCUUUUAUGAAAUCUGCACCUUCCAUUUUCAAGGUGAGGAAACUGAAAUCCAAAAUUAUAAGUUGUUUGGCAAGAAGGGUGUCCUGCCGUGGGCUCUGGCCAUGUAGCCACAUGACCCUGUUGCAGGCUGGGAUCUGGAGCACACCUGGUUCUCAGCCCCACCCCCAGCAACCUGAUCCUAUAGAGCGCCCUCCAGGGUGAUGGACUGGCCAGGAUCCUACCAUUCAGAGUAAUUCUGCCAUUCCGGGCAUUAUAUGAAGUGCUCAACUUUCGUUCUGUUGUAACAACCUGCACAGGUGGGUACAGAUGAGGAAUCUGUGGCCCAGAGAAGGUUAAGUGACUUCCUUGUGGAGCAGGCGUUCAAGAAGGGUUUGCCUGAUUCCCAGCCUGUAGCCCCACCUUACUGUACUGGUCUCACUCUGGAUCUUUGAGGGAUUUCCUGUGGCUGGGAAAGAAACAUCAUGAGCUGGUGUCCUCCCAGUAACUCCCCUCCCCGCCCUGCCACCCCCCAACCCCCCGCAAGAGAGGGCCCUGGCAUCAGGGACUCCAGGGAGCUGCGAGGCCCUCCGUUCCAGCGUUCUUCCUGAUGUGGCCGUUUCUGGGGCCUCGGGCCAUUUUCUUGCGCAGCUUGAUCAUAAAACAACAAAUGCCUUCCUUAAAAUAGGUUCUGGGGGAAGGGAUCUUUGAUAAGCAAAACCCUCAGCCUGUGUGGGAAUCCAGCAGGUUAUUAAGGUGUGUUGGGAGAAGAGGGUCUUUUCAUCCCACCAGCUCUGAGUCCCAGGGGCCCCCUGAGCGUCUUGGGCCACGGGGUGUGUCACAGGAAGAAGGAAGUGGAGGGAGUGAGGGUGGUGGGGGCUACAGCUGCCUCGUCCAAAAAAUUGCCGUAAGGUGUUAUUUUUAGGCUUUAAGUUAAUUGGCAGGGCGGACUUUUUUUAUUUUAAUGAGGGAAGGAGUACCAGGGUUGGACAGUCCUGGGCGUCGUGUCUAGAAUGUUGCUGGAAAAGUGCUAAUGUACCAAAGCAUAGAAAACACCCAGCUCAUCCUACACUGUUCGGAUGAAGAAACCAGCGCCCAGGGAGGGUAGAGAACUUCCCAAGGUCACAGCCAGAGGUGGCCAGGCCAGACCGCAACGCCGGGUUCUGCCCACCCCUUUCUGCCCCAGGGAUGUAGCCCGGAACCUGUGCACGCCACUUGGGGGUGUUAGGGGAGCACUUGGCCUUUAUUUGAGCCCUGCCAUGGGGGACCGUGGAUUUUAACGUUGAGGGGGGUGUAAUUUAUAAUGGGACUUGCAUGGCAGAGCACAGGGGGCGGUCGGGCACCCCAUCAGGCCUGCCACCUGCUCAAGCAAAUCACUUUACCCCCUGGAGCCUCAGGUCUUCACAUCUCCGAAAUGGAGAAGCCAGCCUCCAUCUGGCAGGGCGAGCAUGAAAAUGACAUAAGAUUAAUAAAUUGCAGGGGCCUGGAAAGGCCAACGCACAGUGGAGUGUCGAGUAAGCCUGUACUGUCCACCGGGGGGUCUGUCAUGGGCACUGAUAUCCCCACUGAGCACAUGGGAGCAUCAGCUUUGCUCAGAGGAGAAGACGUUUCAUUAUACACGCCAUCGUGGAGUAGAAUACAAAAUGCAUAGAUUAUAGGAUAAAACAGAAGACAGUUUAUGCUAACAGUACGGACUUUUCCCUCCCCUGGGGGUGCCAACCUUUUGUCAGGGGUGCUUUGGAGAGUUGAGUUUGAGAAGCUUUGCUGUGUCUUGCUGGUCACGUGGGCAGGAGGGUAAGGACCCCCACUCCUGCUGAGUCUGGAGGGUGGUAGGGGCCGCCUGUGACUGCGGCCCUACCGCCCUGAAUACAGGAAGGAGAGCCAGAAUGUCGGCAGUGUGGCACGGAGGCCCUGAUCCCCGGAAUCAGAGUUGCCUGACAGACUUCUGUAAACAUUGGUUCAAACACCAUGUAAUUUAAAGCCUCUGUAUUGUAGCGAACUGAUCAGGCCCUGGCCCUUGGAGUGGGGCGGGGCUUCCUGCAGGACUGCCCAGCAAGUCCGCGGAUGCCAUCGGGCUCCUCUCACCAGGAAUCUGCCUGCAAGGCAGAAACUUGGGACCCUGCCGAGUUCUGUUGCCUUCACUUUGUCCAAAGGUCUCUGUGUAGUUUAAGCAAACGACAGUCCUAGCGCUCAGAGCUCUGACCUUAGAAGAGGAUUGGAGCAAAGGGUCACCUGGUUUAGGGGGAAGAAGCAGAAUCUGGAGUCAGCUGUGUCCUCAGCCCCGCCUCAACCAGGUGACCCUUGGACAAGUCACAGUUACCUCUCAAGAUCUUGGCUACCUAUAAAAAGGCGACGUUCCCAGUGCUCCUAAAUGUGUUCAUCUCCCACCCACGCUUGGAGAUCAGCAUCAUCCUUUCGUGUUUCCUGUGGCUUAGAGACCCUCUGGCCUGUUGUCAACGACAGCCUUUCAAAACCCAAAGUCAGCGGGGAGUUCCCUCUGUAGCCAUGAAAGUUUGUGAAUCAGCUUUCUUUAUUGAGAAUUCUUGUCCAAAAAAAAUUUUAAUGAGGAAUUCCUGUCCCAGAACUCAACAAACUUUUUUGAGAACUGAUGUGCACUUUGAGGUGGAUCCAUCAAAGAAAACAGGAGAGACGAAUGUGUAAAGCAAGAAUUUCGCCCAGCGUGCAGUGCAAUAAGAGGCCUUUGUGUGGGGCACCCUGGAGGUGGUACUGGAGACAUCAGCGAGCUCCGUGUGGCACUUAGAGAGAGCUCCACUUGAGCUACAUGUUGAAGGGGGGGCAGGAGUCUUCUAGGCUUGGUGAUGUGGGGGGAGGGAAAGAUGAAGAAGUAUUUCAGGAGGAAGGAACAGCUUCCUCCUGAAAAAACUGCCACAAGGUGAUGUAUUCAAGAACUUCAGGUAAGUAGACUGGCACACCUGGCAAUAAGUGUGCCACACAGAGGAACUGGCCAGAGACAAGGCCCAAGUGGGGCAGGUGCCCAGGUAGUGCUGUGCCCUUUAGGCUUUGCUGAGGCAUUAGGACUCUGCAGACUUUAGGGUGCCCAGGAGAGUUUUAGGUAAGGGAGAGACACGAUCCAACUUACCUCUUUGGGAAGGUCAUGUUGUUAGAUGGAAACAGAUUUGAUUAGCGUUAGGAAGUACUAAAGGCCAAUAAAGUCACCGAUGAUUAAUUAGGGUCUGGACUAUGGAAAUGGUGGGGAGGAUGAACAGAAGAGCCAUUCAAGAAGAAGACUGCCCUUUUAGGGCCUUGGUUUUAGGAUCUUCUAUUGUGUAAGGCAGUGAUUUUUAACUGGUGUGCCGCAAGAAUUUUUGAAACGUGCAAUAUCUGACUAGUCAGGGGUACUGAUCUCUUUUCCCUUUGAUUGUCAAGUAAAAAAAUGACAACAGCCAAUACAAUAAGAGCUGUCUGGUGUGAAUGAAUAAAAAUUAUAUCUUUUUGGUCAGAUCUGCAAAAAAUAUAUGCAUUGGUGUGCCACAGAAUGUUAGUAAUUAGUUUAUAUGUGCCAUGAAAUGAAAGAGGUUGAAAAUUGCUGGUGUAAGGACAUUAUGCUAAUUAUGCUGAGUGAAAUACAUUCAUUCAGAGAAAACCAAAUACAAUAUGAUCUCUUCUAUGUAGAAUCUAAAAAAAAACCUCACCCUGGCCGGGUGGCUCAGUCAGCUAGAAUAUCAUCUCAUAUACCAAAAGGUUGCAGGUUGAUGUCCAGUCAGGGCACAUGCCUAGAUUGAAGGUUCAAUCCCCAGACAGGUGCAUAUGGGAGGCAACUGAUCUAUGUUUCUCUCGUACAUUGAUGUUUCUCUUUCUGUUCCUCUCUAAAAUCAAUAAACAUAUCCUCAGGUGAGGAUUUUUUUUUUUUAAGUCCUGCCUUUUCUUCCUGCUUGAAUAGAGCAAGGUAGGAGCUAUAUGUCUAUAAAGCAGAAUUAAUGAGUGAAGAUAUGCUUUGAUUAAUAGGUGUUGAGGACUAGGGGAGCUGGACUUCUUGCCUCUGUGUUGACCUGGGUCACUGAAAACCAAUCAUAUUUCCGUUAUUUGAUUGCACCUCAAAAAGUUCAAUUAAACACUCCUUCCUUUUCUUCCCUUCUCUUUCUUUCUUUCUAGUGGUAAAAUGUACUCAACAUAAAACUUACUAUUUUGACUAUUAAGUAUAUUCAGUGGCAUUAAAUAAUGUUUACAUUGUUCACAACUAGCACCAUCCAUCUCCAAAAGGCGUUCAUCUUCCCAAACUGAAACUCUCUAUUAAAUGCUAACUCUCCAUUCCCUCUUCCCCACCCUCAUAGCCCCCUCCCUGGCAAUGACCAUCCUACUUUCUGUCUAUGAACUUGACUGUUGUAGGCACCUCAUACAAGUGGAGUCAUACAAUAUUUGUCCUUUUGUAUCUGGUUUAUUUUGCUUAACAUAAUGCUUUCAGUGUUCGUUCAUGUUGUAACAUGUGCCAGAAUUUACUGUUUUUAAGGCUGAAUAGCAGUCCAUUGUAUUGCAUGUACCACAAUUUGUUUAUGUAUUCAUCCACUUGGACUUUUUUGGUUAUUAUGAAUAACACUGCUAUAAAUAUUAGUGUGCAGAUACCUGUUCAA